CCACAAGCACGGCUAAACUUUUUCAGAAAUGCUCCUGACUAUUAGCACCGUGAUCGCAUUCCUGGUCACAGCAGGCAAAGGAUGCCCUGUAGGACCCUCUCCUCCAUCUGAAAACUUAUCCUUGAGCUCUCUCGCCAAUUUCAACCUCUACAGAUACUAUGAUCUUGAGAAUAAGGACUACAAUAUGGAAUUUUUCUUGAAUGCUUUCAAGAAACUUGAUGAUUAUCCAAAUUGCACAUUAGCGAAGCACAUAGCGCUGGUAGAGACCAUACCAUUUCUGAUGGAAGACUAUCCGGGUAGAGAAACACGAACAGUGCGCAGCCUUGUGGAAGAAGCACUCGAGAAAUCAAAGAACACAGCUAUUGAGGAUAUAGUCAAGUUCAGAGUGGCUUACACUCUUCAGCUCAAUGCAAUUUUUUAUCUCAAUGCUCUCUUCAACAAAGAUAACUUAGAAUGGAAUAUCAAACUUAUAAAAGAAGAGGACGAAGUCGAAGUGACUGAAGAGAUGAAGAAAGAAGCUUCCAGAGAUCUCGGUGCAGUGGUACGUAUACUUCGAAAGGCUGUAACAACAGGUGACGUCCCCGAGGCUGACGUAAGGCACAGCCUAGGGCUCUUAGUCAUUGCGUAUCCUCACUCACCAGAGAAACUCCAUAUGCUUUUUACGGAGGGAUUCAACGUUAUAAGUCUGUGGGAUCAGAAGUUGCUGGAACACAAAAAUGCUAUUGACAAAAUCGCUUGCGAACCAGAUGCGGACGCUGACGAGCAGCAUUCAGUGGCAGACCGGCAAGCAGGUGGAAGCAGUGGCGGAGAGCCUUCUCCAGACGCCAAUCCUGGCGAGUUCAUGAACAGCACUUUGCCUGAGUAUUAUGUACACAACCAAAACUUGACAUACUGAAAGUAAAUUGACCCUUCGAGCUGAUGUA
Cylicocyclus nassatus is the source of this 923-nucleotide messenger RNA. Lineage: Eukaryota; Metazoa; Nematoda; Chromadorea; Rhabditida; Strongylidae. The record is from the annotation of a GenBank genome assembly.